Messenger RNA from Drosophila melanogaster (fruit fly), 4532 nucleotides. RefSeq names its product expansion (gene exp). Gene Ontology annotation, biological process: post-embryonic development; regulation of developmental process; regulation of DNA-templated transcription. The record is from RefSeq and is marked reviewed. NCBI's taxonomy places the organism in Eukaryota, Metazoa, Arthropoda, Insecta, Diptera, Drosophilidae. Bases 707 to 3784 code for a protein of 1025 amino acids. The transcript has 10 exons.
UCAGUCGAGUCGCGAAAGUCGUCGAGUGCGUUUGGUUCGCUGGCUCGUCGGCAGUGCAGCUAAGAAAGAAAAGCAAAUCCCCAGCCAAUAAAAAAUAUUAUCAAAAAAGAAAACAAACUGAGAAAGAAGAGAAAGAAGCUGCUGGAAAAAAAGGUCGUCAUCAUCACGAAUUUUUGUGCGCGCAGUCUUCGCCGUUAUGCAAUUGAAGUGCGUUCACAAAAUGCCGAGAUAGCAACAAUUUUGAAUUCAUUAAUUUGCUGGCGAAUUAGAAAUUUCUGUCGCGCGAGUUUAAAAGACGCAUAAAUACCCGUGUCCAAAUUAAAUAUUACAAUUUAUGGCAAACUCGUUUCCACACAGCCCAGCAGCAUCGAAAAAGUGAAAUUAAUAAAGUGAAAAGCAAACGGCAAUUGUAGCAAAAAGGCAAUUACAAAAUCAAUAUAAAUAAUAAUAGAAAAUCAUUGUUGCAGCAUUGAUGAAAUAUACGUACAUACAUAUACGUAAAGAAAUAAACAACAGUUAGGGGCAAGCACUUUUCCUCGUCGUCGCUCUGCGAAUACGUAAUCAUUGGGAAAAUAUCAGCAAUUUUGCAACAGUUUCGUCACAACAACAACAACAACAGCAGCAGCAACAGCAACACCAGCGACUGCAGAAAAAAAACAAAAGUAAUUGAGCAGAAAGAGGACAGAGACCCCAGAAAUCACACAAAAUGGUGUCGCGUCGAAAAAUUCUAUCACGUUCCCGCGACGAUCUUAAUCUCGACCAGACGUUCACCCAGCAGGAGGAGGAGGAGGAUAUCUGGUUCCAGAAGGAUAAACUAUACAAGGAGCACAUUCAGGAAGUGCUGGACAAAUGGACCCAAAUCGACGACGAGAUCUGGGCCAAAGUGAUCGUCUUCGAGCGGAAUCGUCGCGUGGCCAAAGCGUACGCACGCGCCCCAGUGCUGACCAUUAAUGGAUCCGACGAUGGCUUCGACGGCAUGCGAAUUGGACUGUGCGGCUUCGACAAUCCGAUGAGGGAUCAGAAGACCGACGAGAUGAAGCGCGUCAUCGGACAGGGUGUUAAAAUCAAAAUGGAUGACGCUGGGAACAUCCUCAUCCGGCGGUACGCCAAAAGCAAUGUCUACGUGAAGAGUACCGCCAGCAGUCCCAACGAGGAGACCUCCAUCGGUGCCGAGAUCUUAAAGCUGCCAAAUCAGGCGCUCGAAUCCGAAAAAAUAGUCAAGCUCUUCGACAUGAAGAAGUUCCAGUCGAAUGUGAAUCGAGAACUGCGUCGCGCCUAUCCGGAUCGCCGCCGCUUGGAGACGCAGUGCCUCUCCGCGGUGGCGUUUGUCAAGUCGGAGAACGACAUCUUGGAGUGCCCCAUCUGGGUGCUCAUCGUUAAUGUGGUGGCCAUGGAUAUGCUGAAGAGCAAACUGCCACCAGUGCAACGUCCCAUUGUGGACAUCAAGAACCGCCCGCGCAUUCCGAUUCCCGACGAGGAUCCCUACAGCGUCGCUGGCAACGGAAGUGGCGGUAGCUCCGGCAGCUCUGGCUUCGGCAGUGGCCACCAGGCGCAACUGCAUCCGCAGCAACAGCUGGGCAAGCAUCUCAAUGGCAACGGUGGAGGACAUGUGGCCGCCACGCGGGAGCAGCUGCUGCUGCAGACGCAACAACUGGCCCACAAGCGCAGCGAGAAACCUCCGAAACUACCGCCCAGGGAUAAUAUCUACUCGCACGAUCUGAUUCCAAAGCCGGACUACGAUGAUAUCGAUUUGGAGACCCGUAUCAAACUGUCUCGCGGUAAAUCUGACAAGGGCAAAGAUAAUAAGAAAUAUGAUGAUCCCUACUACUGCGGCCUGCGGGCCCGAGUUCCGAACUUUGUAAAGUCCGGCAAGCCGAUACCCGCUCAGGUUGCCAAGGAUCAGCGGGAUGGCAAUGGGAACAAUAUCGGGAACGGCGGCAUCAGCACGCUCAGCCAGAAGAAAACGUCGAUGAUCCACAACCAUUUGGGCGGCAUGCAUCCCCAUCACAUUCAACAGCAGCAACUGAUGGCCGCGGCGGCGGCUGCGCAUGCGGCACAGCACCACCAUGCGGGUCACCAGCGGGAGCAGCAGCAGCACCACCAGAUUUGGCAGACUCGCAGCUAUGAGAGCGGCAUAGGUAUUUAUAAACAGGGUGGGCCCAACGCCGCCCACCAAUCACACAAAUCGCACGCACUGCAGAUGCAAAUGCAUCAGCAACUGCAAAUGCAAAUGCAACAUCAACAACAACAACAACCACAGUCACUGCCAACGGACCUAACAGCAACCACUGCAACAGCAACCACCAAGACACAAAGCACAGCUAACCAAGCACGUAGCCACCAGCCACAUCCGCAUCUGCAUCCGCACUCGAAUCCGCACGCACAUCCGCACCACAGACUCCACCGGCAUGUCCACGUCCGCUGCGAGCGGCACGCCCACUUGCAGCAGCAACACUCUGCACCGCUGCAAUCAGUGCAGCACCAGCCGCAACAGCAGCAACAACCGUACUACGACAACUUGGAGGACUCUGUGGCUCGCCGGGUGACACGGCGCCACUCCACCCGUCGUUCUGCGCCGGAGGAGAGCUCCGCCUGCAAUUGCGUGAGCUGCUAUGCGCUGGCUCCACUCUGUGGUGCAGUUCCUCCGCCACGUCCGCAAAGGAGCCUGAGUCAGCAGCAGCUGAGGCGUCACCAGCGGCUAAGUGGAAGCCUGGUGGAGCAGGAGGUCCGGCCGGCGGUGGUCAAGUGGUGCAGCGAGAGCGAUGUCUCGGUGCUGGAGCUGGAACCUACGGAACCCACAAACGAACGCUACGACGACUGCUACGACUACGACGACUUCGACAUGGCAUUCGACCUGGACGAUGACCUGGGCUUGACCGAGAACAUACCGCGCCGCAAGGGCACCGAAACCGUUGACAUGUACAUGGAUCGCUCCCAUCUCCGCCAGCUGCAGGCGCCGGCCGUGCUGCGCACCAAGUCACAGUCCACCGAGAGCUUCUUCGAACAGCCCAACGAGGAGGGCUCACUGUACAUGUACGGCGGCAGAAAGCGGAUUGCGGUGAAGGCGCCGUCGGCGACCAACAUCUAUGACCGCGUGCGCGGCACCAUCGACUACUCGGACAGGAGACGCAGUGCGGCAGUAGCAAAAGGGGGCCAGUGCCACAAGAAGCCACAGCUGCCAGUGCCCAGUUGGCGGGGCGGCAAGCGACAGGAGCAGGCUCAAAACGCUGACAAAAGACAAAGAUAUGACAAUGCCACCAAUGGCAACAGCCAUGGCAACGGCAACAACAGCAGCAACAACCAGCACAAAAGACAGCUAACGAACGCCAAGCAAGACAAUGAGGACAUGUUGAAAAGCAAAAAUUAUUUCAAUAGUAAAAACAAAAGUAUAGCAGCGGCAGCCGCAAAUGCAGCAGCAGCAGCAGCCGCAUCAGCAGCAACAACAGCAGCAGCGAAAGCGACAGCAGCAUCAGCGAGCAUUGCAACAACAUCUGGAAGCGGUGGAGCUGAGCCGGGAGCGGGAGCGGGCGCAACAGGAGUGGCUGGGGGAAAGGCCAGAGGAGGCGGUGGGCCAACGAUGGCCCCACCACUGGCCACCACUCCAGCCGCAAACAAUGCAACUGCGGUUAGUAAGGCACCUUCUGCUCCUCCGCCGACGGCCAGCAGAACCGGACGCAGUACCAGCCGCCUUGACAUCAGCGACAUGGAAUCCAUUUAUGGGUACCUAAAGCCCCGCAAGCCGCGCAGCCUCAGCCUGAAGAAAAUCCAAAUACUCGACUACUAAACGGACACGUGAAUUUCUAUGGGCUUGCUCUAAAUCGAAACGAGAUUCGGAGCUUGUUGAAUCACCCUACAAUCACAUCUACGGACGCCAUUUACCGCUGCCAACGCGCGGCUACGUGCCCACGCCACGCAUGUUCAUCGGGGAAUGGGACUGAGCGUAGUUCACACCGCACCUGGGCGGGAUUUUAGCCGGAUUUUGAGCGGCCAAGGCACAAAACACACCACAACACUUGCACAUCCCGGCGUGAGAGGGAACGACGCCUACCGUGCAGAGCUAAUUUAAGUCAACCGGCUGCACACAGCUUGAAAUAUUAUUUACAUUAUAUUAAUUUAGCAAAAUAUUAUGGUAAAAUAAUAUUAGGCUAGGCAUAAGCAGCAACAAAAAAAACAAGAGUAAUCGCAAACCAUUGUAACAUUUAGUGCCGUGAUUUUUCGCGCUUUUCCCCUAGCAAUUUUGAGAUUACGCACUUGAGCCAAUUUUGUUUACCCUGUUGUACGAAAUGAAUGAAUAGCCAUUACAUCACGAGUUCAGUUAAGCUUUUAAGUAUAUUGUAAAUUUCUCUUGAGCAGCCGUCAACUCAACUGGCCUGUUUGCGUAUUUACUUGAUAAAUGUUCUUAACUACGAAUUUUUCUAGUAAAAACUCAAACAAGCGUUGUCUAACAGGCUGCUGUUUUUUAUUUUAUAUCUGUAAAAUUCUGUAAUAUUCUGUAUUGUGUAUGCAACGUAAUAAAAAUAAUCUUUUAAAAC